Cylas formicarius (sweet potato weevil) is the source of this 1268-nucleotide messenger RNA. RefSeq names its product retinol-binding protein pinta-like. Bases 417 to 1262 code for a protein of 281 amino acids. Gene Ontology annotation, molecular function: phosphatidylinositol bisphosphate binding. NCBI's taxonomy places the organism in Eukaryota, Metazoa, Arthropoda, Insecta, Coleoptera, Brentidae. The transcript has a single exon. Gene Ontology annotation, cellular component: membrane. The record is from RefSeq and is a predicted model, not a curated record.
AAAGAAUGGAAGUGGUCAUCGCGACUAGAAGUGGACACACCUGUUAUUAACUUUCGUCUUAAUUUUUAGUGAAAAAUGUUUUCAAAUGCAGCGUAGCUCAUAAAAGCCAGAUCAUUUGAAAAACAACAAACUUCUAGGACCGCAUCAAGCUUUAUUGCAAACAUAGUUUGAACAAAGUUCUUUGACAUACUUUUUCCAACUAAUAAUGUAACCAAAACAUAAUAUGUAAAUGUCGUGCAACUGACUGAAAUUGUACAUGUUAAAAAAUAUGAGUUAAAAUUAACCGCCGCCGCUGCUUUAUUAUCGCGAAACAGCGUAAACAUGAUGCACCUAUCGCGUCGGGCAAAGUCUAGACGCAGGCUUAGUCGUGAUGAAAGCAAUGCCGUUCUGUUUUCGCGACUACGAUCUUCUCCGCAAUGACUAGCGACGAAGAAACGGCAUUGUACUCGUGUCGCCACUUAAACGAAACACCAGGUAAUCGCGAACGAUGCCUGCGCGAGUUGAAACGUUGGCUGAACGAAGAAGAGGCUUGGAUCCGUGCCAGGACCGACGACCGUCAUCUGCUACCGUUCCUGAGGACGUGCAAGUUCAAUUUGGACAAAACUAAACUGAAGAUCGUCAACUUUUACACGAUGCGACGCGACAGACCCGAGUGGUUCGAUAACCGCGACCCGACCAUCCCGAUAAUCGCGGAGUUGACCAAGCUGGGCGUGUUCGUACCGCUGAAGAAAACCCACGAGAACCGCAUGGUAGUGAUAAUCAGGACAGCUGCGCACGAUCCGAAAGCGCACAAGUUCCAAGACGUGCUCAAAACGGGCAAGAUGAUCCUGGAGGUGGCGUGCGCGGAGAACCCAAACGCCCACGUCUACGGCGUAACCGCCAUCUUUGACAUGAAAGGCAUAAGUUUCGGCCAUUACCGUUGCCUCACCCCGACCGUCAUCAGGGAUAUGGUCCGCACGUGGCAGAACUACCACGUCAGCCCGAAGCGGUUGGAGUUUAUCAACGCCCCGUCGUACAUGAACGUCGCCAUUAGCGUCUUCAAAGGUUUCAUGACGGAGAAGAUGCGAAGAAGGGUUGUGGUGCAUUACGGCACCCGGAGUACUCUCGAAGAUGUCGUUUCCAAAGAGGUGCUGCCUGUCGAAUAUGGAGGUACGGAAGACGGCUUGAAAGAGCUCUGCGAUUAUUGGCACGACAAGAUGGUGCAAAUGCGCGAUUGGUUCGCCGAGGAUGACUUGUAUAAGGCGCGUUCGAGGGAGACAUAGAAGCGU